UACUAUCUGGAGCCAAAAUAAAAUACGAAUGACCAAACCAAGUGCCGUAUAAUAAUGACUAAUUAUUUAUUUAUUUAUUCACCUUUCUAAGCAGCUUGGUUUGCACGUUUGACCUUUUCUGCCACACAAAUAUAAAACUUUACUAUUAGUUUUUAUUUUCGCGUCAGUGGGACCACGCAACAGUUAUCUUUCGGCCGCUCACUUUGUCCUCUCUGUGGCUCUCUCUUGCGCCACCUCACCCCUCAGCGCAAUUUAGAUCCCUUUCCUCACCCACCCGGCUUAAACUGAACCACCAUCCUUAUCCUUCGCCCCACCUCUAAUUUCAUCCUUCUUCUGGGACAUUUCCGCAAAAGGUUUCUUUUCCACCUUCUUUCUUUAGCACUGAGAUUUACCAAAUACCCUCCAUUUCUCCUCAACGAAUCUCUCUACUCCCGUCGAUUAGUCAUCAAAUCGGGGAUUAAUUAGGGCUGCCCAUUUCGUUUUCUCCAGCUUUCUGAGGUCUGAUCACUAGCUGGAGCAGUGAUCUUUUCACACCUGAUAAACGAUCGGCGAGCCUCUUUUUCCCGAUUUUGUGUAAUUUUUUUUUUUGGCUUACCUGGGGUUCAAAGCAUGUAAAGCUCGAGAUUACGAGCUCAACUGCUGGCGGUGGGUAACGAUCUCUUGCCUCCUUUGGUAUCUUGCUUCUCCUGGUGGGAAAUCGUUGCAGACUGCGUGGGAAACAUGGCUCGGAGUAACGAAGUCAGCAUAAAUGAAAGCAAGAUGGUGGUCCCUUUGAACACAUGGGUCCUAAUAUCCAACUUCAAGUUAGCAUACAACCUCCUCCGGCGUCCAGAUGGAACAUUCAAUCGCCAUUUGGCCGAGUUCCUGGACCGAAAGGUCCCUGCCAAUGCAAACCCUAUUGACGGUGUGUUCUCAUUCGAUGUGAUUGUUGAUCGAGCCACAAAUCUCCUCUGCCGAAUCUACCGCCCAUCCGACACUGACGAGCCGCCAAAUGUUGCUGAUCUCGAGAAGCCUGUGAAGUCCGAAUCUUCCUCUACUGUCCCUGUGAUUGUCUUCUUCCAUGGUGGAAGCUUUGCACACUCAUCUGCCAACAGUGCUAUCUACGACACAUUGUGUCGAAGACUAGUUGGACUGUGCAGAGCCGUGGUGGUCUCAGUAAAUUAUAGGCGUGCCCCUGAGCAUCGGUAUCCUUGUGCUUAUGAUGAUGGCUGGACAGUUCUCAACUGGGUCAAAUCGAGGGCAUGGCUCGAGAGUACAGACUCGAAAGUUCACAUAUUUUUGGCUGGAGAUAGCUCCGGUGGGAAUAUUGCUCACCAUGUUGCUUUGAAAGCUGCUGAAUCGGAAUCGGGUAUUGAAGUGUUGGGGAAUAUAUUGCUUAAUCCGAUGUUUGGUGGGGAAUUGAGAACUGAAUCGGAGAAGAGAUUGGAUGGGAAGUACUUUGUUUCCGUGCAGGAUAGGGAUUGGUAUUGGAGGGCAUUUCUUCCUGAUGGUGCUGAUAGGGAUCAUCCAGCUUGUAAUCCAUUUGGUCCAAAAGCUGCGAGUCUAGAAGGGGUGAAGUUCCCCAAGAGUCUUGUUGUUGUUGCUGGUUUGGAUCUUGUGCAAGAUUGGCAAAUGGCUUAUGUUGAAGGGCUGAAGAAGGCUGGGCAACAAGUGAAGGAUUUGUAUCUUGAGAAGGCGACAAUAGGGUUCUACUUGUUGCCAAAUAAUGCUCACUUCCAUACUGUGAUGGAUGAGAUUAAGAAGUUCGUGAGUUCUAACUGUUGAUAAAAGAAAAAGAAUCUAACUUUACUUUGCAGCAGUAGCAGCCAAAAAGGCGACAAGGAAGCUUUGACAGUCUUUUCACUCUGGUUUUUUUCUUUUCCUGGCUAGGGUUUUUAGAGUUUGCUUUUCUGUUGAUAAUGUGAUUGUGUAGUAUUACCUGCUUACGGGUGUCCAUUGAUCCUUUUCGCCAGUUGGGGUUUUCUGGCUCCCGGUUGUUCUUGAUUCAUGAAGGAUAUGAGUGCAGGAAGUGGCUCAGCAUCUAGCUGGCUGACUCAGGAUUUGUUGUCUGUUAUACCGCCGGAAUCGGUUUGAGAUUUGGGUGACGUAGCUUGAAGUAGAUUUUCUCCAGGGGAGAUAACUGUUUCUGCAGCAGUGCCAUUAAAGAAGGUUUCAAGGUUUACCCUUUUGAGGACAGGGUUCACUUGGUUAGGUUGAUAUGUUGGCUAAUGUUAUAUAGCUAAUCUUUAGAGAGAGACUGGAUGUUGUGGUAAAAAGAGAGAAGGAUCUCCUCCAUGGUAGUAUUGUCUUGUAAGUUUUACAUACAGAUGCUGAAGUAUAUAUAUAUAUAUAUAUUAUAAUAUAAGAAGGGUUGUUUUGCUUGUUGACAAUUCAUUAUGUUGCUUCUCUUGCACUUGAUGCUUGGCAAAUUGUAAUGGACACUUUGUGUACAUAUGUUAACAGCACGUUUAAACUUGUCGACGAAUGGCUCGACUGCCGAUCAAGAAUUGGAAGGUUGAGCAGAGAUUGCUCUGGAAUGAGGUACUGAAUCUAUUUGGAAUUGGGCGAAAGGAAAGGGAGGCAUGAAGCAGAGAGGCAGCAACAAAGUCAGGUGGCAGAGCCACUGCAAAACUUAGAACAGGGCCUUAGGAACGCAAGAAAACGAUAACACAACCGAAAAUUGCAGCACUUAUCUGUUCAUCCGAGGCACUAGCGGAGAGAAGCUAAUCCCCGUGCUGUCUGUAAGCAGUCUCUCUGCUUUUAAUUAGCAAUCCUUUAACUCAUGUAUGGCAAAGCGAUAGAUGAGACUGCUUCGAGAACCAGUUAUCAACUCUAUUUCCUUCACGGAAAGCUUGUGACUAAAGCGAUAGAUGAGACUGCUUCGAGAACCAGUCAUCAACUCUAUUUCCUUCGCGGAAAGCUUGUGACUUAUGAGUGCUAUGCAUAAUAAUAGAACAGUUACUCUGAU
This is a messenger RNA of Linum trigynum, 2947 nucleotides long. The record is from the annotation of a GenBank genome assembly. Lineage: Eukaryota; Viridiplantae; Streptophyta; Magnoliopsida; Malpighiales; Linaceae.